This is a messenger RNA of Linepithema humile (Argentine ant), 2245 nucleotides long. The record is from RefSeq and is a predicted model, not a curated record. Lineage: Eukaryota; Metazoa; Arthropoda; Insecta; Hymenoptera; Formicidae.
AUUGAAUAUAAAAUGUGUAAUAAAUCUCUAAAAUUAUGAUCUUUUUUAGGAAUUAUGAAAAUGAUAAGCUAUUAAUCCUGACUCAUACAUAAAGGAACAGUGAGCGUAUUAAUAUCGAAGUGCAAUACUAUUUUUUCUGCUACAGGAUAGCCUACACUAAACGCGAGAGCUAAAACAUUAGCGAUUGACAUAGUUACCAUUCCCGUUGCCAUAAUAACUGGAAUGCAACGCGCGUUUAAUCAGAUAAUUGACAAAUCCUUAUAUUGUGUGUAUGAUGUGACGUUUAAUAUUCAAUGUUGCAAUUCAUGAAAUAUCAAGAAGCAUCGAGAAAAUGGUUCGGACAAAAACUCCCAAUAAAAUACAAGUAGAAACAUGGCUCAUCAAAGACAGGAUCCACCGAUAUCGUGGAGUUCUCAAGUUGCACAGUCAGACAUAUAACUCUCAAUUCAUUUCUGACAUGAUUGAUCUAAUAUAUAAAGCGCGUGACAAGAAACUGCAGUUGUCGCAAGCUACGAAAUUGAAAUCAUUAGUGUCGAGGAAGCUCACGUCCUUGGACGUGGACGUUAAGAGGCAUCGCGAGGUCUUGAAUGAUUUGAGCGAUGACGGUAAAUGGCGUAUACUCAAAUCGCUGGGCGAUCACAGAGAAUUUUAUUUGGCGUUUGAUCAUCUGAAACUAUCCGAAACUUAUGCGGCAUUGCAUCAAGAUUGCGAUGUAAAACGUCGACUCUUGGACAAGCUUUACUAUGAGAAAAAGAGAAAAUUGAAGCAAGGCAUCGAAUUACAAGUAAAACUUGAUUUUUACGCGCAAGUACAUGCUCUACCGUGUCUGUCAUACAAGAUGCGGCGAAAAUUAUUUGUUCGUUCACUGGAUGACAAGUUGGAACACAACGUUCUUUCCAUCGAGUUCGAAGAACAAAGCGAGGAUCUAUCGAAUUGCCAGCAGCAACAACUGAUAGCACGGUUGCAGCAAUCCGUUACGAAACAUAACGCGGCAAAUGCGAUAUAUUUUACGUACUGCUCGAUGUUAAAUAUCCUGAAAAAGGAUGCCACAUUCUUCGACAUUUUGCUAAAUAAUUUAAAGGAAGAUCAAAUUUUGCAAUGCAAAACAAUGCUAAAGGUGACAGUGAUGGGCCAACUGGCAGCGGAGAACCUGGAUGAUAUCAGACAAAAAUAUAAACGAAUGACUCGAGCAGUUUUGCGUAACAUGAGAAUCAGAGAACAAAUGUUAAGUACUGUACGUUGUCAAGUGGAUGAUUUAUGGACUUAUGCACAGUCAUUAGUGCGUGUCGAAAGCAAUCACGUCUUUGCGACAAAGGACAUUGAUAAAUCAUCUAACAAAAUAUUCGAAAGUCAAUUGACACAUCUGCAAGACGUCUGCGAUAAAGUGAGAGAAACUUUCCUCGUGCGUUCGUAUUACGAUUUGCACUCGAGGUAUUCCGUUUGGCUUAUAACCAGACUUCAAAACCAAUCUCAACAGAAAAUAGCACUAUUGACGCGCUUAGACACCAAUUUAAAAAAUCGCGAUCUUUUGUGGAGUAAGAAAAAUUAUGCUUUACAUGUUUUAGAAAGUCUCGACCAUUCUACAAAAACUACAGUAGAACAAUACACUAUACUGGAACAAAUCGAGAUUGAGAAAAAGCGCGAAAAGGAUCUUAAAGAACAGAAGAAAAUUUGCGGCGAAUUACUCACAAAUAUCAGGGCCGCCUUGCAGAAUAUGAACACGAUGCUACUCUGCAUUAAACAUAGUGUCAAAGGAGCGAAGAAGCUAGGCAAAGAUGGAAAUAAGAAUACACUGAAAGAACCGAUAACUGUCGACGAUAAAGAGGAUGCGGAAGAUCACGACACACUGCCGGAACUCGAAAAGAUAGAUACGGAUGGUAAGAGAAAAGCUAUAAUUAUAUUGAACUGCAAAAUUAGACACUUUUAUCGUUUGGAAAUGCAGAAUAGUUUUCUAAGUAACUUACUGAUUUUAGUUUUGGUGCUGUUAUCAAAAAUCAGCAGGAAAAUAGGCAUCCUCUUCGGCAUGAGCAAUUUCGAUCUCGAAUCAGACAAGGAGGCCAAAGCGCGGGAUCUCUAUCAAACUUACGUGUCGAAUUGCUCUUCAAAUUUGAUAUUUGGAACUGGUAAAGAGGAACCGAUAGGACUAUUGGUUGAACACGAGACAGUUGACAUCACCGUUCCGACGCGAGUAGAUAUUAAACUCCGCAGUAAGCAAAUUAUAGAGACGCAUCUGAAACUGGAAUAA